Molecule: messenger RNA, 575 nt
Organism: Lycium barbarum (goji berry)
Lineage: Eukaryota; Viridiplantae; Streptophyta; Magnoliopsida; Solanales; Solanaceae
Product: protein BOLA2
Exons: 3
Coding region: 90-371 (93 amino acids)
Biological process (GO): intracellular iron ion homeostasis
Cellular component (GO): cytosol; nucleus
Molecular function (GO): 2 iron, 2 sulfur cluster binding
Source: RefSeq, a predicted model, not a curated record
CUAUUUUCGUCAUUUCACCUUAGUUCCCUCUGUAAAACAAAAUCACAAAGAAGGGAAAUUGCAAGUGUAGAGAGAGAGAGAUAAUAUUGAUGGGGGUGACAAAGGAGCAAGUUGAAUCUUCACUAACUGCAAAGUUGAACCCUUCUCAUCUGGAAGUGAUUGAUAUGUCUGGGGGAUGUGGCGCGAAAUUCUCGGUUGUCGUCGUGUCAGAACAAUUUGAAGGCAAAAGAUUGCUGGAGAGGCACAGAAUGGUUAAUGGUGCACUGGCCGAGGAGAUGAAGGAAAUCCACGCUCUCUCUAUUACAAAAGCUGUCACUCCGGAGCAGUGGAAACAACAGCAGGAAACUGAAAAGUCUCAAACAGCUGCUUAAAUCAUGAUAUAAUCAUCUUUCUCGCCCAUAUGCUUGAUAACCCAAACCAUAUGGCUAAUACUCUCUUCCCCUUAUCUGAUGAGGGGGUAACUGUUAUAGGUUAAGAAAACUGUCCUCUAUCAUGUUUUGAUUAAACUUGCUAAAUUUGAGACUGUAUGAUACUUUUAACUAUUGAAUAAUGCAAUAGCUCUGGAAUUCAAUCGA